AUGAGCAAUGAACAACAAAGAAAACGUAUUAAAACAAGAAAAUAUAUUAUUAAAAAAAGUAUGGAUUUAUUAAGAUUAAAUAUUAAAUCAUUAAAAAUACAUGAAACUAUUAAUAAUGAUAAAACAAAAUUAAUAAAAAGCUCAAAUUGUCAUGAUAAUAAUAUUGAUAAAAAAUUAUUAAAAAUAAUAACAAUGGAAGAAGUUGCUUGGCAUGAUCAAAGUGAUAAUUGUUGGAUAAUUAUUUAUGAUUAUGUUUAUGAUUGUACAAAAUUUAUUGAACAACAUCCUGGUGGUCAUGAUGUUAUUUUAGAGUAUGCUGGAAGAGAUGCAACACUUGCAUUUGUUGGUACUGGACACUCUGAUAAUGCUAAAAAAAUCAUGGAAAAAUAUUUAAUUGGUGAAUUGCCAUUUAAUGAAAGAUUAUUCAGAAUACCUGGAGGAAUUAAAACUAUUUAA
This is a messenger RNA of Aphidius gifuensis, 456 nucleotides long. Its product is annotated as cytochrome b5. Gene Ontology annotation, molecular function: heme binding. Lineage: Eukaryota; Metazoa; Arthropoda; Insecta; Hymenoptera; Braconidae. The transcript is spliced from 2 exons. Gene Ontology annotation, cellular component: intracellular membrane-bounded organelle; membrane. Bases 1 to 456 code for a protein of 151 amino acids. The record is from RefSeq and is a predicted model, not a curated record.